This is a messenger RNA of Fulvia fulva, 741 nucleotides long. RefSeq names its product Adaptin ear-binding coat-associated protein 2. Gene Ontology annotation, cellular component: clathrin vesicle coat; membrane. The transcript has a single exon. NCBI's taxonomy places the organism in Eukaryota, Fungi, Ascomycota, Dothideomycetes, Mycosphaerellales, Mycosphaerellaceae. The record is from RefSeq and is a predicted model, not a curated record. The coding region runs from base 1 to 741 and encodes 246 amino acids. Gene Ontology annotation, biological process: endocytosis.
AUGACCUCCACCGACCCCGCUACCGGCCUCCCCCUCCCCGAAACCGCAAUCCAACGCGUCCUCUUCACGUCCCCCACUGUCCACAUCUACGGCAUCCCACCCAUAACCAGCACCAAGGGCUUCUCCGCCUCAACCUGGACCACAGGCGGCGCUCAGCAGAUCUUCACAGCCCGCUUACGAAUACUCGAGACCUCGAUAGAAGGGCGUAUAAAAGUCGACAUAGUGCUCGAGGAUCCUAACACAGGAGACCUCUUCGCAGCAGCACCCUAUACAAGUCCCGCAGUAGUGCAGCAAGCAAAUGAUUCGUCCCGCUUCUUCGCUGUAAGGGUGGUGGGAGAGAGAGGGAUGAAGGCGACCUUGGGGAUUGGGUUUGAAGAACGGGGUGAGGCGUUUGACUUUGGCAUUGCGUUGACGGAUGCGAGGAAGGUGUUGGGGCUGGAGCAGAAUGCUGCGGCCAAUGCUAUGAGGGGGACAUCAACGAAAGUGAAAGAGGAGACUGAGAUGAAGCAGGACUUCAGUUUGAAGGAGGGUGAGACGAUUAGCGUACAGCUUCCGGGGAAGGGGAGGAGGCAGCCUCCUCCUGCAACGAAUAAUGGGAAUGACAGCGCUGCGCUGUUCUCGAUUGCGCCGCCGCCUCCUGCUGGGAAGGUGCAUCAUGAUGAAGCGCCGACGGCCACGGCUGACGGAAAGUCGGCGCAGGAGCUUGGCUUUGAUGAUGGAGAGUUUGGGGAGUUCCAGUGA